Messenger RNA from Pocillopora verrucosa, 3396 nucleotides. RefSeq names its product nuclear receptor subfamily 2 group E member 1. The record is from RefSeq and is a predicted model, not a curated record. Gene Ontology annotation, molecular function: zinc ion binding; nuclear receptor activity; RNA polymerase II cis-regulatory region sequence-specific DNA binding. Lineage: Eukaryota; Metazoa; Cnidaria; Anthozoa; Scleractinia; Pocilloporidae. Gene Ontology annotation, biological process: regulation of transcription by RNA polymerase II; anatomical structure development; cell differentiation.
AAAUCGCUUAAACACCUCAGCUGCUUGCCUAGUAAAUUAAAAGCAAGGUGUUGUCUCUUAAACACAACCAAAGGAUCGUUUAUGGAACAUUCUUCACUUCAGCUCUCCUUGGAAACACAACAGACAAUGCAAGCCUUAGAUCGCAAGCCCAUCAUCCUGUGCCGGGUCUGCGGCGACAGAUCUUCUGGAAAACACUACGGGGUUUUCACCUGCGACGGAUGCCGAGGUUUUUUCAAGAGAAGUAUCCGUCGUAAUUUAACAUAUCAGUGCAAGGAAAGAGGCAACUGUACUGUGGAUGUAACGCGACGAAAUCAAUGCCAGGCUUGCAGGUUAAAGAAGUGCUUUGAAGUUAAGAUGAACAAAGACGCCGUCCAACACGAGCGAGCCCCACGCUCCUCGCAGGUUGUCCCAGUUGUCCCCACGUGCUCAGUGCUCAGUGGUUCGUAUGAACAACCUCCUGCACACGCUAUCCCAGAACAGCUAUAUUCUUAUUCCAAAAGCAACCCGGGUGACAGAUCACAGCGCCGGGGCAGCCCUGAGCGAGAACUGGACUCGAACAGAUCGAGCGACAUAUCACGCUUCUCGCCCCCAGUCCCUCAGUACCACGGCCAGAAUAACAACCAGUCACCAGACUCCUCCAAGAAGCGCAACUUUCUUUCCAUAGCAAGUCUGAUCGACACAAAAGACAACUCUGCGCAGCCUUCACCAAGUACCACUGACACUAGCCCUAAACACGAGAGUGAAGACCCCAGAGGAAGGUCACCACUUGUGUACCAGCCCUCCCCAGAGUCUGUAUACGAGUCGGCUGUGCAGUUAUUGUACAUGUCAGUCACUUGGGCAAGAAACAUACCAACAUUUUUGGAUCUUCCUUUCCGUGAUCAAGCAAUCUUGCUGGAGGAAGGAUGGAGUGAGCUUUUCGUUCUGAGUGCCGCCCAGUUCUCUUUACCAGUAGAUAUGGGGCCACUUCUGUCUGCAGCUGGUCUACAGGUAGAUAAAGCUCCCACAGAUAAAAUCGUGGCGGGAAUGGCAGACAUCCGUCUGUUACAAAAUGUGGUGGCGAGAUUCAAGCGGGUGGAGAUUGACUCUACUGAGUAUGCGUGUUUGAAAGCCAUUGUUCUAUUCAAGCCAGACCUUCGUGGUCUCCGAGCGCCUCACAUGGUUGAAAGACUUCAAGAUCAAGCACAAGCCAUGCUGGGAGAACAUUGCCGCAGCCAAAAUCCUGACCAGCAAGUGAGAUUCGGAAAGCUGUUGUUGAUGCUACCAUCAUUACGAUCAGUCAGUCCCAAGAUGAUAGAAGACUUGUUCUUCCGCGGAGCUCUUGAUAACGUACCCAUCGAGAGAAUGCUGUGUGAUAUGUUUAAAUCUAGCUAAGCUGAAUGGUAUGCUUUCGUGCAAAAUACAGUGCUUCUCGGUUUUCGUUAUAAAGAGGUACAUGUUAUUCGUAAGAAAUGUUGAAUAAUAAUUAACUCAGUAGGCCUAGAUGAUAUCAGCUAUCAAUUUCAAACGAGCGCGAGCUCCAAAAAAGCACUCGCGUAGCGUGGACACCCUGUGCCGGGCGCGGGAUACGAGUGGGGCCUUUGCGCUAAGCGCGGGAAGCAAGGGGGCUAACUGUGCUAAGCGCAGGAAAUAGUUGACGUCAAUUCCAAAUUAGUUGAAAUCGAUUCAGUUGAAAUAUAAUUUAAUUUUAGGCCUCACGUUUGGUAAUAUUGCAAAGAAUCAAGUUAAAAAUUAAAAUAAGUUGAAAAUAACUGUAGUAUGUGCACAUGUAGAUAGUUACUUUAUUUGUAGUUUUCUGCAUGUUUCGGUACAUGUGUUGUUUUUUAUGGGAUGGAAAAAAGGUAAGCAUUGGUGUUUUUCCUUUGUCAUUUUCUACCAACUUUUCAGCUUUGAUAUCUCUAUUUGAAGGCUUUUAAAGCGACGUUUUUUGGAAUAGUCCAUGGUGUAAAAAAUUUUUUUGUCUUGAGUUCAAGUUUUAUUUCGUAAACAUUAGCUUAAAAGAUUCAUUGCCGAGAUAGCUCGCAAGCAUUCAGUAGAUUUAAAGCUCUGCGAAUGCGAACAAAUGCAAAUUAUCUCUUUACUGUUCAGCUGAAUUGUGGGGAUUUCCGACAAGAAAUGAGUUUUAUAAUGUUCCUAUCUAACGAUAUUCUGGAUGAAUUCCUUUGAAAUGAAAAGGAUAAACUAAAAGGAGAGUUUGUUAAGAUAAACGAAAACCAGAGUAAUAAAAGUAUAAACAAAUAUGAAGAGUCACUUCGACUGAGAGCAGAACUUCGUAAACAUUUUGAUAGGAAAUGUUCACUUUGUAUCUGAAAAUUUUUUUUUUAAACGUUUGGUUACGAAGUAUUUAUAGAAUAGCGAAAAUAUUUAGUAAACUUAUGUAUAUAAUGUAAAAAUUUGUAGCAUACAGUAUUUCAAAACAUUUAAGUGGAUGUAUCAAUUUUUUUUUUCAACUUGUCUAAUUCUAAGUAAUACAUUCUAUUAUUUCCGCCUGAUCAAAUGGAGCGGGUUUGUAAUAGGUGUAGUGAGGCUGCGCGGUAAAGACUUCAGUCGAGUUUUUAAAUAUAUAUUCAUAAGCAUUUUUACUGCAAAUGGUUGCUAUGCCUAAUGAGAACCUGCAUUUGUAGCUCUGAGCCUCCGUUUCCUUAGAUAAAGACAAGGGAAAAAGUAAAAGUCUUUUAUUGCCUUUUAAGGGUCCUUCAAAGAAUGACCCGACUAAGGAAGAAGAGUGUCACAAGGCCUGAAAGCAACCUCGUACUCAGGCUCCUUCCGAAAAAAUGGAGGUCCAUAGCAACGAGGUUGUGCUAAGACAUUGAGCCAAAAUUUAAAACGACACUUUUGAUUUUAUUUAAUCUUCUUUAUUCUCAGUUUUACUUGUUCCAUCUUAGUCCUUUAUUCCCGUUUGUGAUUUCCUGUCUCACCCAUAAUAUUUUAAUCUCGUCUUGAAGUUUAGGGAAGCUAUACAUAGGGCUAAAAAUAACUUGAAAUAUCAACACUUGGCCUCUUUAACUUCCAUGAUUAAAUGUAUCAAUUAGCUUUAAAUAGCAUGCUACAAAUUACGCCUUAGACAAGUUUUAUCUGGCAAGGAAACACCAAACCUGGCCCAUUUUUAUUAGAUAUUUAAAUAAUCGAAAACCCGACGAAGUCUGCCGUUCGUAAAACGCAGUCAGCUCGCUUUUGUUUUUUUGUUUGUUUUUUUUUACAUAUUUGUAAGUUUUUAGUUAGUCUGGUUAAGUUUAUCUUUUUUCAAUUCUUACUAAAUUUUAUUACAAGUAUAUUGCAUUUCAGCGACUAUUUUACGCAACAGCUUUAAACUGCUUUUAAUAACAAUUGAUAAAAAAAUCUUGUGCUUGUACAAAGGGAUUUUUCUUAAUGUAAAUAAUAGAUAUUUGCAGGAAAUAA